Molecule: messenger RNA, 1353 nt
Organism: Darwinula stevensoni
Lineage: Eukaryota; Metazoa; Arthropoda; Ostracoda; Podocopida; Darwinulidae
Source: the annotation of a GenBank genome assembly
AUGACUGAUCAUUUGGUUUUUUUCCUAUGCAGAGGCCAGGAGAGUGCAGGGAUAGUAAUGUCAGAGGGUGGAGGAAACUCAUUCAGGAUUCACAAGGGCAAUGGGCUUGUGAGCAAUGUCUUUACCUCAGACAUUCUUUCCCAGCUUCCAGGAAAUCUGGGGAUAGGGCAUACAAGAUAUUCAACAGUUGGUGGGAUCGACUCAACCAACACUCAACCAUUUGUUGUUCACACGGCUGAUGGACCACUUGCCGUGGCUCACAAUGGAGAGAUUGUGAAUGUUGAGCCUCUGCGGAAAAUGGUUUAUGCCAAGGGAGUGGGUUUGUCAAGCCUGUCAGACAGUGAGCUCAUCACCCAGAUCUUGUGCUUGGUUCCACCCAAUGGGUCUGGGACAGCCUUGUGCAUGGACUGGCCAUCUCGAAUUACACAUCUCAUGCAUCUCACCCCUCUCUCCUAUUCACUCCUCAUUCUCCAUGGAAAUUCUAUUUAUGGGGUGCGGGAUCUGUUUGGAAAUCGACCACUGUGUCUUGGGCGCAUUCAUCAUCCCUUCGACAUUCAUGGUGGAGAAGGAAACAAGGGAGUGAGUCACCCACAAACAAAUACUGAAAGGACCCUUGGUUGGGUGAUCUCAUCAGAAUCAUGUGCAUUCCAAUGCAUGGGGGCAGAGUUCAUGAGAGAAGUGGAACCAGGAGAGCUGGUAGAGAUCUCCUCAUCUGGGAUUCGCUCACUUUGUGUCGUCCAGCUGCCACAUCCCAAAUCCACUGCACUCUGCAUCUUUGAAUAUGUCUACUUCUCCAGGCCUGAUACCUUCCUUGAGGGUCAACAAGUAUGGAAGGUGAGAGAGCGCUGUGGGAAGGAGCUGGCAAUUGAGGCUCCUGUUGAGGCUGACAUUGUGUCCACUGUCCCUGAGUCUGCUACUCCAGCUGCUCUGGGAUUCGCUCAGCAUCUGGGGAUUCCAUACACAGAAGUGUUCAGCAAGAACCGCUAUGUGGGUCGGACAUUCAUUCAACCAACAACACAGUCCCGAAGGCUGGGAGUAACAAAGAAGUUUGGAGCCCUUAGGGAGAACCUUGAAGGUCGACGGGUAGUCAUUGUGGAUGAUUCCAUUGUUCGGGGGACCACCAUUGGACCCAUAAUUAAGAUGCUUAAACAAGCUGGUGCUCGAGAGGUUUGCCCUUACCUCCUCUUACCUUUGAUUGAUUUGCUGGAUGUUGAACUCGUCUUGAAUGUGCUUAAAACAGGAGCUGCAAGCCUGGUGUACCUCAGCAUAGAGGGAUUGGAGAAGGCAGUGAAAGAAGGAAUAAAUGAUACCCAGGGUCGGGAGAGACAGGGACAUUGCACUGCCUGCCUCACA